CAGCUCAUGCUGCUCCCUUGCAGGUCAGCUGAUGCAACUACAGGAAAGUGACUCAGGUCUGAGUGUACUUGGCACCAUCAUAAAUAAGCAGCUGGCUCCCCUCGCCCGGUGAUUGCAUUUGUGUCCUAUCCCUGGCAUGCUGGUGUGUAUGUGAGGACUUGCUGCUGGAAGUUCUGAGCUCCUCUGGAGGGCCGUCCAUGCUGAGCAGCAGCUUUGACCCCUUGGAUGGGCACAUCAACAGGUGGGCGGUAAGACGAGACACCAACCUCUGCCCAAAAGUGGGAGGCUCCGGCCUGAGCAGCUCGAUUACCAAGUAUCGGAGUAAGCAGCAUGAGCUCCACGUCCCCAAAAUAGCCCCCAGAGCCUAUAUAACACCGUGCCCCCGGAGAACCGUCAGUCCUGGGUCCAGAGUGGCACACGGCCGUUGCCACCUGCAGGCUCAGCAGGCUGCUCACAGCAGGCCCAGCGGGGCCCGGAUCCAUCACACCUCCCAGCAGAGACGAGCCUGAGAAGGAGAGAAGAAAGCUCUGAGGGGAGCACGGGCUGAGUGCUGCCCACACGGCUGUCGUGCAGCCUCCACAUUCCUGCACAGCAUCCUGGGGCUGCGGGCAGCAUGAAGGACUAUUUCCCAGUCUCAAUGCACCGGUACAGUCGGUAUCGCCAGAGACUGAGAGCUUCACGUACGGUGCACUUCCCCAACGACGUCGUCUUUCAGGACCACAUCAGGCAGGGGGACCUGGAGCAAGUGGGCAGGUUCAUACGUGCCAGGAAAGUGACUCUGGACACCAUCUACCCCUCCGGCAUGGCUGCCCUGCACCAAGCGGUGCUCACGGGGAACCUGGACUGCGUCAAGCUCCUGGUGAAGUACGGCGCCGACAUCCACCAGAGGGACGAGAACGGCUGGACGCCCCUGCACAUGGCCUGCAGCGACGGCCACGCCGAUAUCGCCAGGUACCUCUUGUCGCUGGGAGCCAGCCUGGAGGCAACCACGGACGACGGGGAGAAGCCGUCGGACCUCAUCGACCCCGAAUACAAGGACCUGGUGGAGCUUUUCCAGGCCGCCACGAUGGACUGAGGGGGA
Messenger RNA from Centrocercus urophasianus (Greater sage-grouse), 1081 nucleotides. It is a transcript of the gene PPP1R27, whose product is annotated as protein phosphatase 1 regulatory subunit 27. The record is from RefSeq and is a predicted model, not a curated record. Gene Ontology annotation, molecular function: phosphatase binding. The transcript has 3 exons. NCBI's taxonomy places the organism in Eukaryota, Metazoa, Chordata, Aves, Galliformes, Phasianidae. Bases 614 to 1075 code for a protein of 153 amino acids.